This is a messenger RNA of Chaetura pelagica (chimney swift), 989 nucleotides long. RefSeq names its product hydroxyacylglutathione hydrolase, mitochondrial. Lineage: Eukaryota; Metazoa; Chordata; Aves; Apodiformes; Apodidae. Gene Ontology annotation, biological process: glutathione metabolic process. Gene Ontology annotation, molecular function: hydroxyacylglutathione hydrolase activity. The transcript is spliced from 8 exons. Gene Ontology annotation, cellular component: mitochondrion. Bases 63 to 863 code for a protein of 266 amino acids. The record is from RefSeq and is a predicted model, not a curated record.
CAGGUCCAGCACAGCUGAGAUCCAUCUUCCUGCACACGGAGCACGAGCAGAGGCAGCCCCAGAUGGUCACACAAGCCGACAUGAAGGUGGAAUUGCUGCCAGCCCUCACAGACAACUACAUGUACCUCCUCAUCGAUGAGGAAACCAAGGAGGCUGCAAUAGUUGAUCCUGUGCAGCCCCAGAAGGUUUUGGAUGCAGUCAAAAAGCAUGGUGUGAAGCUGACCACUGUCCUGACCACACAUCAUCACUGGGAUCAUGCUGGGGGGAAUGAGAAGCUUGUGAAGAUGGAGCCGGGGCUGCGUGUGUUUGGGGGAGACAACAGGAUCGGGGCACUGACAGACAAAGUGACUCACCUCAGGUUGCUCCAGGUGGGAUCUCUUAAUGUGAAAUGCCUCAGUACGCCGUGUCACACUUCUGGACACAUCUGUUAUUAUGUGACUAAGCCAAAUAGCUCCGAGCCACCUGCUGUUUUUACAGGUGACACAAUGUUCGUGGCUGGUUGUGGGAAGUUCUUCGAGGGAACCCCAGAGGAAAUGUACAGAUCACUGAUUGAGAUUCUGGGCUGCUUGGACCCCAAAACGAGAGUUUACUGUGGACACGAAUACACCAUCAACAAUCUCAAGUUUGCUCGACAUGUCGAACCCAAUAAUGUUGCUGUCCAGGAAAAGCUGGCUUGGGCCAAGGCAAAGUAUGACAGUGGGGAGCCAACCAUACCCUCCACCAUUGCAGAAGAGUUUACGUACAACCCCUUCAUGCGAGUGAGGGAGAAGACAGUUCAGCAGCACGCGAGGGAGACCGACCCCAUCCGAACAAUGGGGGCCCUCAGGAAAGAGAAGGAUAACUUCCGAGUCCCCAAGGACUGAGCACUCUGCCUGGAUCACUUUACUGUCAUUUUAAGUGUAAUUUAGACUCUGCAGAUGUUUUAGGAGCUGAACCUUCUGUUGUGGUUGAGACAGUCGUCUUUAGGUUUUUAUUUCGUUUUAAUUAAG